Molecule: messenger RNA, 927 nt
Organism: Exophiala aquamarina CBS 119918
Lineage: Eukaryota; Fungi; Ascomycota; Eurotiomycetes; Chaetothyriales; Herpotrichiellaceae
Exons: 3
Coding region: 1-927 (308 amino acids)
Biological process (GO): S-adenosylmethionine biosynthetic process
Cellular component (GO): methionine adenosyltransferase complex
Molecular function (GO): methionine adenosyltransferase regulator activity
Source: RefSeq, a predicted model, not a curated record
AUGCCACGAGCCCUAAUCACAGGAGCGACCGGCCUGCUCGGCCGUGCCGUGCUCUCUGCGUUCCAAGACGCAGGCUACGAGGCGACGGGGACGGGGUUCUCACGCGCGUCGGACAAGAUCCUCAAGCUGGACAUUCGGGACAAGCAGGCGGUGGACAAGGUGUUUGAUGAGGUCAAACCGGAAGUCGUCGUACACUGCGCCGCCGACCGCCAGCCCGACUCCUGCACACAGCACCCAGACGCAGCCCGCUUGCUGAACGUGACCGCGACCGAACACCUCGCACAAGCAUGCGCCUCCCACGGGGCCCUCCUAAUCUACAUCUCCACGGACUACGUAUUUCCCGGCGUCGAGGGCGAAUCACCGUACACCGUCUCCUCGACGCCCAAACCGACGAACAUCUACGGCCAGACGAAACUCGACGGCGAGCGCGUCGUGCAGAAAUACCCCCGGACAACUUCCUUACGCGUGCCGGUUCUGUACGGCACCACGGUCCCAGAAGACAACAACGCCGAGUCCGCGGUGAACAUUCUGUUAGAUGCGCUGUGGAGGUCGCAGAAGGACAAGCAGCCAGCGGAGACCGUGAAAAUGGACGACUGGGCGGUCCGCACGCCGACCAAUACGGCCGAUGUCGCGAGGGUGUGUGUUGAUAUUGCAGGACACGACGGUCCAGUCCCGCAGAUCCUGCAGUUUUCUAGCGAUGAUCGUAUGACCAAGUACGAGAUGUGUCGGAUCUUUGCGGAGAUCAUGGACUUGCCCUUCGAUGGCAUCGUACCAGUGAAAGAUGGUGGCAAGCCGGGUCCAGAUGGGACGCUCAGGCCCAAGGAUUGCCAUAUGGAUACAGAUGAGCUUCGGAAGUUGGGGGUCAGUGUUGAGACUGUCGACUUUGUCGCGUGGUGGAGGAAGAAGCUUGGUGCCUAUCGUCAUUAG